ACUAUUUACCAUAAUAUUUUAUUUUAUUUUUUAAAAUGACGUAGCUGGGUGGGUGGGGCGGGGGAAAGAAAUAAAGAAUGAGAGUUCGACGAUUAUGGGAAAAUGAGAAGCACGUCUUAGUUAACUCUCCAGACCAAACACGUCCCACAUGAAUUACGUCAGAAAUUACUUACUAAAUUUCCUGGCUAAUCAAGGAGUAAUCCCCCUAAUUAAAAAUGUUAUCCAGAGCCACACAUAAUUAAACACGUCUUAGUAAUACUUAGUUGCAAAAGAAAAACUCGCCUUUGACUUUUUUCUUCUCUCUUAUAUCUCGAUGGAUCUACAUCUACAUAGCUCUUCAAACGUAUAGAAGUACAUUGUUCAAGCUUUUCCGUCUCAGAGAAAGCUCUUAAUUAAAUUGGCCAUCAUCAUUGCACAAAGUAUGAAUAAUUUAGUGAUGAAGCGUAAGAAGCAGCAGCUUGUCAUUCUUCGACUCAUCAUCACCAUCGUCCUGGCCGUGAUGGUGAUAUCAGCGGCAGCUCAACGCGGCGGCGGAGGAGGAGGAGGUGGUGGCGGCAGAGGGGGAAGCAGUAGCGGCGGGAGCAGAGGGGGAAGUGGUGGCGGAACUAGGCCAGGCGUUAUUAAUGGUGGCAACGGCGCCGGCGGAACUGGUAGUUCGUCGGGAUCAGCAGCUGCUCUUUCUUGGAAUAUUCACAAGUUAAUUACUGGGUUAGUUCAGAGUGCUGUAUUGAUCAUGAUCAUCAUGUAUUAGUUUCUACUUUGUACUUCUCAUGAUCCUUCCCUUCCACGUCUCCAACUAGACGUACUGUCAUUUUGUUUUGGGUUAAUACUUGGGAAGAUACAACCCAAGGUUUAGAGCAUUAACAAGGAUUAAUUGCAUAUGUGAAUAGCCACAAAUUAAAUAGACUUCUGCAGCAAAUUAGAAGCUCCAACCAUCCAACGUGUCAGUUUGUUAUUGGUGGAUUCACCUUCCUUUUUUCUUAAUAUUUAAUUAUGCUAAAUAAAUCAAGAAUAAAAAUAUAUAAAAAAAUGAUGAAAUCACCAAUAAAAAAUGACAUGUGGUUGGUUGAAACUUUUGCGUCCAACCAAGAUUGGAGCUAAGAGUUUUCCGACUUGUGCCACCAUUGCUGAUUGAUGUAGAAAGCAUUGCCCCUCCCGUCAUCCACUCAGAAUUAGAACCACGUAUUCCAUAAGUCGUCCCUACAAUUAUGAUACAAAAAAUUAAUUACUAUGACGGAUUUUAUAGUUGCAAAUUGUUAUAGUGAGCACGGUGUGAAAUCCAAAUUGCCUUUAUAUAGUUCUUAUAAACAUGAUCAAGAAACUAUAUGUAUAUAUUAUCAUCCAAUGACCUACAAAAAGAAAUGAAACUACAACUAAAAGAUGAGAGGAGAGAUAAAAUAUGCAUUCAAGAGUACUAGUCUAGAAUUCGUCUAUAAAAAGCUUUCUUGAUUCUCAAACUUUCUUUUUGGUUUUUUAUCUUUUGUUUCUUUUACCCGUAUUGUAUAUUUUCUUCCUCUAUAAAAAAUCUCUUUCAAGGCUCUUUCAUUGUUUAUUCUUCAUGAACAAAACUUAGACCGAUGUUAAAUUUCAUCUUUUUAUUUUGGUUGUUAGCGAGUGAUAUGAAAGAUGAAGUAUCGAUUGAUAAUAAUAGUUUCGGUGAUUCAUCCAAAAAUCUUAAUAUAUAUUAGCUCGAGAUUGAACAAUACUAAAAAUAAAUGAAACAUACUGGUAUAAUAGAAAAGAAGAAAUACACAUUUUGUCCUUCUUCGAGAUCGUUUUGGAAGGACUCAUCGGUGAAUAUAUAUAUAACUUCUCUUUAGCAAGGGGUUGGCCAUUCGAUACCAACAUCUUCAUAUAUUGGUCUAAAUCACAAUUGAAAUCAUGAUAAAUGUACAGACAUCUAUCACCCUCCUCAAACUUGAACAAGCUGAAAACCACUUGUUGGUAGUCGAAAUCGUUUGCUCUUUGGAGAGAAAGAUCUCCGGCCUGAACAAGAGCAUGAUUACUUUUGUGUACACUUCGGACUUGGACAAGCCCAUAAUCAAUCAUUCUAUCUCUGAAACGGAGGGUUUCAUUUGAAAAUGGUGUGGGAGUUUCUCUUCCGUCCAGCGGGAGGUGACUCAGUGAUAAACGUGAAUAUGGUAGAUGGAAAGAGGUGGAAGAGCUACCUAUUUCGGUAGCAACUGCAAAGUUUCGUUUACGAUCCAGUCUAACUCAACAAUUGCUCAUGCUUUCAUUCGAGUUUAUAUAUGGUCAGAAUACAUGUUAUGCAAGCAUGACAAUAUUUCUAGUUCAUUUUGACCAAAAUAGCAAAACAAACGAGUAGGAGUUGAGUUUAGAGAUUGACCAAAAUCAAGAAAGAUCUCAAAAGGAUUGUUGUGGUUAUCAAUAAGUACUUGUCGUUGCCUACUUUUUUGUCGAAAUUCAAUUCAUUAUCUACUCUAACUAAAAAGCUAAACAAAUUACUAAUUCACACAAUUUGGUUUUUUAUCUUUCUUUUCUUUUGUUUUUUACCACUAUUGUGUAAUUUUUUUUCCCUCUAUAAAAAAAUAUCUUUCAAGACUCUUUCAUCGUUUCUUCUUUAUGAACAAAGUUUAGACCGAUGUUAAAUUUCAUCAUUUUAUAUUGGUUGUUAGCGAGUGACAGGAAGAUGGAGUAUUGAUUGAUAAUAAUGAUUUCGAUGAGUCGCCCAACAAUCUUAAUAUAUAUUAGCUCGAGAACUAAUGAAAUGAGCAAUGCUAA
Linum trigynum is the source of this 2742-nucleotide messenger RNA. The record is from the annotation of a GenBank genome assembly. Lineage: Eukaryota; Viridiplantae; Streptophyta; Magnoliopsida; Malpighiales; Linaceae.